This is a messenger RNA of Colletotrichum graminicola M1.001, 345 nucleotides long. Its product is annotated as complex 1 protein. NCBI's taxonomy places the organism in Eukaryota, Fungi, Ascomycota, Sordariomycetes, Glomerellales, Glomerellaceae. Gene Ontology annotation, biological process: iron-sulfur cluster assembly. The transcript has 5 exons. The coding region runs from base 1 to 345 and encodes 114 amino acids. Gene Ontology annotation, cellular component: mitochondrion; L-cysteine desulfurase complex. The record is from RefSeq and is a predicted model, not a curated record.
AUGGCGACGGCGAUACAAGCUCUCAAGGGCGAUGCGCCGCAGCAGGUGCGGUCUCUGUACCGCCAGCUCCUGAAGUCGGGCGACCAGUUUGCGGCCUACAACUUCCGCGAGUACGCCAAGCGCCGGACGAGGGACGCCUUCCGCGAGAACCAGAACGUCGAGGACCCCCGGCGGGUGCAGGAGCUGAUCCAGCAGGGGCUGAAGGAGCUCCAGGUCGUGAAGAGACAAACGGUUGUCAGCCAGUUCUUCCAGUUUGACCGGUUAGUGGUCGAGGGCGGUGCCGCGGGCAAGCAAAAGGGAAACAAGGGCGAUAUUGUCAGACAAAAGGAUCAGGGCUGGGACUAG